AUGGCUGGGAAUAUGAAAGGUUUACAGCAAUUUAUUGCUGACCUUCGGACGGUAAAUGCUAAAGAAGAACAAGACAAAAGAAUAAAUUCAGAAAUUGUUAAUAUACAAAAACAAUUUAGUUCAGGUUCAAAAUUAACUGGUUAUCAAAGGAAAAAAUAUGUGUCAAAAUUAAUUUAUAUUUAUUUAACAAUUAGUUGUAAUGUUUCUCAAUUAAAUUUAUCAUUUGGUCAUAAUCAAAUUAUUGAAUUAUUAUCAUCAAAAUUAUAUUCUGAAAAAUCAAUUGGUUAUUUAGCUAUUAAUUUAUUAAUCUCAACUAAUAACAAAUCAGACUCAGAAGCUGAUUUCCUUUUAUUAGUUGUGAACUCCCUUAAAAAUGAUUUAAGUUCCCCAGAUAUUGAACAUAAUUUAUUAGCUUUACAAUGUAUUGCAACUUUAGGUAAUGAAACAUGGGCAAAUUUCCUAAGUGAAGAUGUUUUCCAAAUUCUUCGAUCACCAACUUCAACUCCAUUACUAAAGAAAAGAUCUUCAUUAGCAUUAAUAAAAUUAGUUGAAUCAAGUCCUGAAAUAUUUGCAAGACAUUCACCAUGGAUCCCAAGAAUUUUAACAUUAUGUGAUGAUAAUGAUUUAGGUGUUGUUUUAUCAAUUUUACCCUUAAUUCAAUUCAUUGCUAAAUAUAUUGAUUUUGAACAAUCUCAAAGAAUAAUACCAACUUUAGCUAAAAAAUUAAAUUUGUUAAUUAUGGAACCUUCCAAAAUUCAAGAUCAUUAUUUUUUUGGACAAAUUGCAAAUCCUUGGUUGAUUGUUAGAUUAUGUGGAUUAUUAGAAACUUUAAUACCAAGUGUUGAAUAUUUAGAUAUUGAUUUAAAUACAUUAAGAAUCCUGAGAUCUUGUGUUUCCAAAACAAUUGAAUUUACUACCAAAAAAACACCUGACUUAGCCGUGAGAAAUGCUCAUAAUUCAGUUUUAUUUGCCAUAAUUGGUCUUGCAAGUCAUUUAGACCCUUCACCAGAAGCCCUUGCAUCUUCAAUUGAUGCUAUAACAAAAUUAUUAGAUUCAAAUGAAACAAAUACAAGAUAUCUUGCAUUGAAUUCAUUAAUUUCAUUAAGUUCAUCAGGUGGAGCAUAUUCAUUACAAACUUCAAGAAAACAUUUAUUAAAAAUUUUCCAUUUGUUAAGAGAUCAUGAUGUUUCAAUUUGUAGGAAAUCAUUAGAUUUAAUUUAUACAUUAACUGAUUCAAAUACUAUAGAAUUUGUUGUGGGGGAAUUGAUUAAAACUUUAACAUUAUCAGAUCAUGUAUUAAAAUCAGAAAUUGCUAUAAAAGUUUCAGUUUUAAGUGAAAAAUUUGCUAAAGAUCCCCUUUGGUUUGUCAAGACAAUGUUGGAAUUAAUUGACCAGGUGGGGGUUAUAUUAGAUGAAUCCAUAUGGGAAAGAGUUGUUCAAAUUGUGGUUAAUAAUGAAAAUUUACAUAAAUUUACAUGUUUAGAAUUGAUGAAAUAUAUUACCAAACAAAAUUUUGCAGAACCAAUGGUCAAGAUAUCUGCUUAUUUAUUAGGUGAAUUUGGUAUAUUAAUUGCAGAUGAAUAUUCAAUUCAUCAACAAAUGGAAAUAUUAUCAACUAUAUAUUUUUAUGUUUCAAAUUCCACCAGGGCAAUGUUAUUAACUACAUUUUUAAAAUUACAAAAAACAAAUUUAAAUGAUAAAAUUAUGAAAUCAAAAUUAAUUAAAUUUCUAAGUACAGAAAUUAAUUCAAUAGAUUCAGAAUUACAACAACGUGCCGUGGAAUAUUUAGCAAUGAUUCAAAAAUUAAACACUAAAAAUGGUGAAAUCUUAUUUCAUAUAGUAUUUGAUGAACAACCAGUUUUCAAUAGUAUUCAAAAUCCUUUAUUACAUAGGUUAGGUAAUAUUGAUGUUAAAAAAUCAUUAUUAGUUAAAAGUACAGAUGAUUUAACCAAAAAAUUAAAUACUCAAUCAAAUGAUUUAAUUGAAGUAUCAGAUGAAGGUAGUGAUUAUGAAGAUAAUGAUACACCAAGACAAAUUACUCAACAAUUUAAUGAUCCAUUUGGAUCAUCAGCACCAACAACUGGAACCACAACCACCAGCACUACAACAACUGCACCAUCAUCAGCUUCAUCAAGAGCUAAAUCACCACCACCAAAACCUGCACCAAGAAAAUCAACAGCCGUGGUGGCUCCAUUAACACCAAAUUGGGAUAAAGGAUUUUAUAGAAUUUUUGAAUUUAAUCAAGGUAUUUUUUUUGAAAAUUCAUUACUCAAGAUUAUAUUAAGGAUAAAUAAAUCAAAUUUACAAAAAGAUUUAAUUUCAUUUACGUUAACAUAUUUAAAUAAAUCUCCAAGACCUUUAAGUUCAUUUAUAACAAGUUUAUCAGAAUAUAAAACUAUAAAACCAAAUUUUAUUGUUAAUUUAUUAGAAUUACCAGAAACUGAUAUUGAAAUUGAUGAGAAAACUUCAUCACAUAUCGAGGUGCUAUUAAGAUCACCAUUUUCUAUUGAUGAAAUACCAAAUUUAAGAAUUCAAUUCAAUUCAGGUGGUGGGUUUAAUAAUAUUAAAUUAAAAUUACCAAUUUUCUUGAAUAAAUUCAUUACACCAACCGUAUUACCAUUCCCACAAUUUUUAUCACAUUGGAAACAAAUUGAUACUUUAGGAAACCAAGGUGAAUCAAUACAUGAAAUAUAUUCAGAAAGAGUUAAUGAUAGAGCAUGGUUAUUAAGAUUUAUUGAUAAAUUAGGAUUUGCACAUAUUGAACAAAAUAGUGAAUUAUUUAUAUUUGCAGCAGGGAUAUUACAUACUAGUUCACAGGGAACUUUUGGUACUUUAAUGAAGGUUAAAAUUAUCGAUGAUUAUAAUUUAGAAUUUAGGAUUAGAGCAACUUCACCAAAUUUAAGUUCUUAUUUGAUGACUUCAAUUGUUAAUUUUUUUGAACAUUCAUGA
This is a messenger RNA of Hansenula ciferrii, 2949 nucleotides long. RefSeq names its product Apl3p (gene APL3). The record is from RefSeq and is a predicted model, not a curated record. Gene Ontology annotation, biological process: clathrin-dependent endocytosis; intracellular protein transport. Gene Ontology annotation, cellular component: membrane coat; AP-2 adaptor complex. Bases 1 to 2949 code for a protein of 982 amino acids. NCBI's taxonomy places the organism in Eukaryota, Fungi, Ascomycota, Saccharomycetes, Phaffomycetales, Wickerhamomycetaceae. The transcript has a single exon. Gene Ontology annotation, molecular function: clathrin-cargo adaptor activity.